This is a messenger RNA of Eleginops maclovinus (Patagonian blennie), 5577 nucleotides long. It is a transcript of the gene vgll4b, whose product is annotated as vestigial-like family member 4b. Gene Ontology annotation, biological process: negative regulation of DNA-templated transcription. The coding region runs from base 258 to 1226 and encodes 322 amino acids. Gene Ontology annotation, molecular function: transcription coactivator binding. The record is from RefSeq and is a predicted model, not a curated record. The transcript is spliced from 5 exons. NCBI's taxonomy places the organism in Eukaryota, Metazoa, Chordata, Actinopteri, Perciformes, Eleginopidae.
GCGUGUCAGUGCAGUCGACUUACAGCUGGCUGUGAGGAGAACUGACGCUACUCUUUUUGUUUGCUGUAUAUCACCGCGAUACAUUUACACAUAUUUCAAAAAAAGUGUCCUACAACUCGUUGUCUCUCUUUGUGGGUUUCUUAUAUUAAAGUUUUUUUUUAAAGAAAUCUAAAGUUGGAGGCUGGGCCUUUAGCUUGUUGACCGUAGCUUGAGAGGAGAAGAAAAAAGCUGGUCUUUUUGUGGUAAAAACGCGAUAAAUGCUACUAACGAAAAUGGACCUGUUGAACUACCAGUACCUGGACAAAAUGAACAACAACAUCGGCAUUCUCUGCUACGAAGGUGAAGCAGCUCUGAGGGGCGACCCCAGACUCCAGUCCCUGUCUCUGUCCUCCUCAUCAUCCUCCUCCUCAUCAUCGUCGUCCUCCUCUUCUUCCUCUUGCAUCUCCAACCACAGGACAGGUCCUCCUCCCAUCAGCCCCACCAAGAGGAAGCUGAGCGGGGACCAGGGCGACAGCGACAUGGACGACAACGAGCAUGUGGCCAAGAUGAGCCGCCUGUUUGCUUCGCAGCUGAAACCUAAUGGAGACUACCGCAGCUCCCCCAUCUCCAAGGACCAGAGCCGGAGCCCCAUCGAGCGUGUGAUGGUGCCAGCCGCUCUGGGAGUCCAUGGCAACCACCUUUACAGCCAUGCCCACCACCACCACCACCACCACCAUCACCACCUGGCCAGCUUAGUGGGGAUGGACCAGCCGCUGGCGCUCACCAAAAACAGCAUGGUGGAGUCUGCACGCAGCAGCACAGCAGCUAUGGCCACAGUGCCGCACGCAGUCAGCGCCGUGGAACGCCAGCAGAACCGUCCUUCAGUGAUCACAUGCGCCCCAGCCAACAACCGCAACUGCAACCUGUCUCACUGUCCAGUCUCCCACAAUGGCUGCUCAAGCCUGGCUAACAACUACAGAAGGAUCAACACCAAUACAGCCUGCGACCCGGUGAUUGAGGAGCACUUCCGCCGCAGUCUCGGUAAGAACUACAAAGAGCCCGAGCCCACCGCCUCCAACUCUGUGUCCAUCACCGGCUCGGUGGACGACCACUUCGCCAAGGCGCUGGGCGAGACCUGGCAUCAGAUUAAAAACAAGGGGAGCCCGUCAUCGUCCGGCAGCAGCCCAAACUCCUCCCCUGACAGCCACAUGGUCAAUCACAACCACUCCCCUUCUGUGGUCUCCUGAAGGAGGCGGGGUUUCAGAGGGAUUGGCCCUUUUCUCCCCCAAUCAUCCCGGCUCCAGCACCCACGCCCUUGUCACUUUGUUCUGUCACCAGCAUCCCAGAGGGAAUGCCUGCCUGCUGGUCUGCUAAAAAACAUCUGAAAAACCCUCAAACUUGCUCUUUCUCUCUCUAUGCACUCAUAGAGGAUCAAUCAAGCAAUAACAAAACAGCCGUUCCCCCCACCCCUCCCCACUUCUGGUGGUAACGCCAGACAAUAAUCAGUAAUCAGUGAUGAGGUUGGACUUUGGGACUCGACCGGAGCUUCAAGCAGCUCCGUCCAAUCAUUCAUCCUCCCUGCAUGUCGAGCUUGGAGCUGAGCAAAGUGUCUGUAGUUUUAUGUACAUAAAGAGAGAAGAAAGGCGAUGUUUUAAUUAUUAAUUUUCUUCUUUAUUCUGUUUGUUUGUGUCUUUAACAGUAGUUUUGUGUACUGCUUUUGUGUUAUGAGAUGCCCGACUUUUGGAAGAAGAUAAGUGAGAAACACUUUGGAGAAAAGUAAUCACAAACCAGCCCACUGUGCUACCAAAGAAACCUCACACACUGAUGUUUAUGAGCGCCCACCUCGAAAACAAAACAACAAAAAGCCAUCUUGUGAUCCCCCUCGGUUUUAUAUCUCUUUUCAUUCACUCCCUCUCCCUCUCUCCCUCUGCCCUGAGUGUGUUUUGCUGGUGUUGUUAUUGUAUGAUGACUUAGCUGAUCGAUUUAGUUUGCACUGCUGCCAGAGGGGGUGAACAUAUUGACGUUUUAAUCUGGGACUGAUUUGACACAGUCUGCUGUAAUUAAUGAGUUCUCAACAACUGUUUUCUCUGAAAACUAGUUGGAGAAUAAUUUCACCCUGGGCCUGGCACAACAGGUCAAGCAGCAUUAUUAUGCUUUUGUUUUAUGGAAAAUGCAAAGUAGUGGGGUUAGGCAGCAUAAAAUGUAAGACAAGUGCAAAGUAACACAAAUGUGGGUACACCACGUUCCAAUAUAAAGUCAAUUUGGUCACAUCACAGCAUGUUUAGUGUAGCUGUUAACUACAAACACAAGCUUGCACGGUAAGAGAUGUUAAGCAAAACAUUAUCAGGUGUUAACGGCUUCUCGCUAAGUAAUGGUAAUGGUGCCAAAUUGUUGCAAGCACAGGCAUGUUAUCGGACCAGUUAACUACAGUGUGGAUGGACAUCCCAGCUCCAGGCUGGAAACACAGCUGUCCCAGCUUCAGUGUGUAUCUGAACAAUGAGCUUUGAUGUGUUUCACCGGCUUAACUGCUGACAGUGAGGAGGGGAUAGAUGACACUGCAUGUCACUUUGUGGUCGGCGGGAAAAAAAGUCUGGUUUCUGGACCGGGGGGAGAGAAGAUUAUUUAGAUCUCUUCACACACACCUUUGUUUUUGUGUCUCUUUGAACAUGGGUGUUGUAAUUACAUUUGAGUUGCGCCCUGCUACCCCUCCCUCCCCCUCCUACACACUGUGGUUUGGUCUAUUUCUACAAAGGUUUGAAGGGUAAACUAAUGCUUUUUACGGAUGCAUGUUUUUUAUUGUUUUGUUUUUUAAUAGCUGGUAUCUAUUAAUGUUUUAAGCCGCAUUUCAAUCCUAACUACUAUUAGCCUUUUCAUUCGGACGUUAAUUGUUACUUCUUUCGAUGUCAGUAACAGGACAUAGACACUAUACACUCACUGCUGGGUCAGUCGUACUCCAUAUUAUUAUCGUUAUUGUUAUUAUGACAAUUUUGUAUUUUUUGUUUUCCAUUAAUAUCAGUAUGGUAACAAACAUCUAUAGCGGGACAGCCUCCGGACAGGCUCUGUGUCAAGAUGAGAGCUGCGCAUCCCGAAAACUUCUCAGCGCUGCUAUCUAUCAGCUCGCUCUCGCAGCAGAGCGGCGAUCAGCCUGGUGCUUAGACGGCUUUCGGGAUACGCAGCCCACAAAAGUUUUCUUAAGAUGUUGAUCCAUCGGUGGUACAGGAUGCUACAACCUUCAGCAUGAUGAAUCUGAGACACCAAGUUAGCAAAGAAUAGUCAACAAGGCCUGGUUUCCCUGAAAAGCAUCUACAGCCUGAGAUAAAAUGGUCUAUACUCUCAUGAGCAUGUGUGGCUGUCGUCUUAAAAUCACCACCUCGGUACCAGCCUUAACACACAUUAUUGCUGCAUCACUAAAAGUACUUAAUACAGAAUAGUCUAGCAAGCGAUGAUGCCUUCCAGUAACAGGGUAUACUUCAUAUUAAAUGCUUGUUAAUGUUUAAGAGCUCAUCAGUUGACUCCUUUCUGUCCUGACUUGGUGUCCAGACCUUUUUUUAAUUCAAUGCUUUCAUUUUUGAACAACCUUGUAUUGUAUCUGCAGUUAAGCUAGACUGCUGCAGUUGAGAAAAUGCAUUUAACUGUUUCAGGAGCCUGCGCCAAGGUGGCAUACAUUCCUCCUAUAGGGAACUUAGUACAGGCCUCAGUAUCUCCAUAUCACCGGACAGAGCUCAUAACAGCCACGGCCUACUGUCCCAGAAUGCCCUGCCAACAGGGUGUCUGAGACUUAGCCGGAAUUACAAAUGAUGUGAUACUAAAAGGUUGUUCUACAAAAACAGACAACCUUUUUGAGAACAUUGGGAGCACAGAAUAUAAAGAAAGAGGCAGCAACAAAAGACAGUGAUGAGAGUCAUACUGCAGCAAGAGUACAGAAUGUUUUCAUGUUUCUGAGCUGAGGCUGGAAGGUGACGAGGUUCAUAUGUGUUUGUGAUGGAUGUAGUCGUCCUCAUACUUUAUAAUAAUGACCGAAACCACCGUUAUCUACGCUUUCUCCCAUGUUCUAGAGUGACCACACAUUCCAUCCUUGAAUGAAAUAAACUGACGAUGACAGUUGGAGGAUCAGAUUCAGAUUUACAGCACGUUCGAUCAGAAUGAGACUCCCAGAGAAAUCUUUUCCAGAACAAAUAAGUACUCUUGGUCUAAAUGUGCUUUAGGAGCUGAGCUUCUGUAUGCACGACCUGUGAGCCGGGAAAUGUUCAGCUGCCACUGAUGGUGUGUUGACGGUCUCACAGUGAUCCCCCUCCCCCCGUUCAGAUUCAGCAGAUUUAUAUUUGAUGUAGAAAGCAACAUGUGAGAAAACACGAGGGAAAAGGGCUCAGUGUCCAGAGGAUUUUGUUUUUCAAUUUUUCUUUCUCAUUAUUAUUUCACUUCCACCCUGUAGGUAGGAGGCUCUCUCUUUGCUUCGGCACACACUCCCUACACACUGUAGGAAAAUCACUUAAUAAAAAAUACUUUUUUUAUAAUAGGUAACUAUAAGACCAUCAUUACGCUGUGCGUAAGGAAUGUACAGAGAAAAAAAUCGUAGGUAUUUUUUGAGGAACAAUUAAUUUGUUAAUGAUAUGUAGCUAUUUAAUUGUUGUUUUUUUCCUGUCCUUAUAUUGUAAUCAUUGCAUUUUCUUUUUUGUGAAAAAAGUUGAUCUUUUUUGUUUGUAGAGUUUGUCUUGUUAGAGUAAAGGUUCAAGUGCAGGAACACAGUAAACAUAUGAAACCACAAUAAGGCCACUGGUGUUGGGGACAAUCGCUACUUCCAUUGGUCCCUAAUGUCCUGCAAUCAUUUAGCUUGUGUUCGAUCAUGUGACUCCCAAGACAUCCGAACAAAAGAGAGUGUCCUUUUAGAGGCCUAUCGAGCAACUCAAAAGUUUUGCAUUUAUUGAACAUAACUCUGCCACUAGCCCAGCGAGCCUUGAAGGCCAUUUUCAUUUUACUAUUAAAAAUAAGAAAACAACAACAUUGUGAUGGGCUAGAAGGCGAGGAGGGUUACCACAUAGCUUGUAAGGGUUAUAAAUGUUGGGUUUUGAAGGUAUUUUUAAGACUUUUUUUAGAUCUUCAGAUGGGAACUGAGCUACAAAUAAAAGCCAUCAGUUUAUUUAACAACACAGAUUGGUGUUUCACUGAAAUCUAAAUUCUAAACCUGAACUGAUGAAAAUCCUGACUGCAUUUUCAUUCUUUUUUUUGUGCUCAAGUUCAUCGUCUGCAUGUCUGUAAAGCAGAAAAUACACUGUUUCAUCACCCUUGUAUCUGAUGUGACAUUUCCCAUCUGUGGAGGCCAUUUUGCAUCUGUAAUCAAGUAAACAACAUGACAAUUGUGCAGAUAAAUCAAAGAGGAGUUGGUCUUUACUUUGACUGUACCACAUUUUCCUGGUCCUUUUUGAAGUGGAAGUAGCAUGUACUUAGUGGUAGUAAUACUCUGAACUGUAAAAAAAAAAAUGGUAUCAAGUAAACUACAGUCAAUUUGUGGCUCUGUGUCUCCUACUAAAAAGGUUUUGGCAGGCCACCUUUUUUGUACGUAAAGUAGCCUUGAUGAACAAUAAAGUGCUUUUAAACCAC